ACAACUCAACCCCAAAGACAACUUCAAUAUGGUUUCCACACACAACAGAGACAAGCCAUGGGAUACCGCAGAUAUUGACAAGUGGGCUAUUGAGGACUUUAAGCCGGAGGACAAUGCAUCUGGGCAGGCGUUCGCCGAAGAGUCUUCCUUCGUGACCUUGUUCCCGAAAUACAGAGAGAACUACCUCCGCUCGGUGUGGUCGCAGGUGACGACAUCGUUGGAGAGAUUCCACGUCGGCUGCCAGCUCGAUUUGGUGGAGGGGUCCAUGACUGUCAAGACCACUAGAAAGACGUACGACCCAGCCGUGAUCUUAAAGGCCAGAGACUUGAUCAAGUUGUUGGCCAGAUCCGUGCCGUUCCCACAGGCGGUCAAGAUCUUGCAGGACGACAUUGCGUGCGAUGUCAUCAAGAUCGGCAACUUUGUCACCAACAAAGAGCGUUUUGUCAAGAGAAGACAGAGAAUGGUGGGCCCCAACGGGAACACGUUGAAGGCGUUGGAGUUAUUGACCAAAUGCUACAUCUUGGUCCAGGGGAACACGGUUUCCGCGAUGGGACCAUUCAAGGGUCUCAAGGACGUCAGACGUGUGGUGGAGGACUGUAUGAACAACAUCCACCCGAUCUACCACAUCAAGGAAUUGAUGAUCAAGAAGGAGUUGGCAAAGAACCCUGAGUUGGCCGAAGAGGACUGGUCCCGUUUCUUGCCGGCGUUCAAGAAGCGCAACGUUGCACGUAAGGCCAAGAAGCCAAAGGCCGGCAAGAAGAAGGACAACGUGGUCACGCCGUUCCCAGCGGCCCCAAUGCCGAGAAAGGUCGAUUUGGCCAUCGAGAGUGGUGAAUACUUCUUGAGCGGCAGAGAGAAGGCCAUGAAGGCAUUGCAGGAGAAGAAGGACAGGCAAACCGAGAACCAGGAGGUCAGAGACAAGGAGAGGGCCAAGGAUUUUGAAGCACCGGUCGAGGCGGCCUACGAAAACAAGCUCUUGGAGAAAAAGAGAUCUGGCGAGGCUCACGGCGAGAAGAAAAAGAAGAAGAAGGUUUCCGAAGAGUAA
Babjeviella inositovora NRRL Y-12698 is the source of this 1045-nucleotide messenger RNA. It is a transcript of the gene KRR1, whose product is annotated as ribosome biosynthesis protein. NCBI's taxonomy places the organism in Eukaryota, Fungi, Ascomycota, Pichiomycetes, Serinales. Bases 29 to 1045 code for a protein of 338 amino acids. The transcript has a single exon. The record is from RefSeq and is a predicted model, not a curated record. Gene Ontology annotation, molecular function: RNA binding. Gene Ontology annotation, cellular component: nucleolus; small-subunit processome.